AUGCCGGCCUCGGUCGCGACCAAAACGGCCCAGAAGCCAGUCAGCAAGCCUCAGCAGGCCCAGCAGAACCAGGCCGAGACCGAUGACAAGACCAUCGAGGACUUCCUCGGCGUCCUGGGCAAGUUCGCAGCCGGGGAAGGGUUCCAGAGAAUCAAGCGGCUGGACCAGGAAAACGAGAGCCUCAGAAGAAACAUCGAAUCGCUCCGAGACGCAAAGGACACCUAUCUCCAAGAGUUCCUCGACAGGUACAUGAAAUGGGAUUCCGACCGCAAAAGCUACGAUGCGCGGAUAGCCGAGCACGAGAGGCAGCGCGAGCGGCAUAUUCAGGAGAGCAGAACGGCCAGCGAGGCGCUCGCCGCAGAGGGAAGGAGGGUCAGGGAGCUCGAGGCGGAGAUGGAGAAGCAGGACCAGCGCAUCCUGCAGCUUGCCGAGGAGGCCAACAACAAGGUCGAGGAGAUUGCGCGGUUGGAGAAUGCCAACCAGGCACAGGCGGACCAGCUGGGGCGAGACAAGGAGCUGGCCGAGCAGGCCGAGGCCAACCUGGAGGCGCUCACGGCCCAGCUCAAGACGACGUUUGAGGAUUUCGUCGGCGCCAAGAAGUCGCUCGAGUCUAUGCGAUCCUUUCUUGCCGAGCUGCCCUCGUUGGAAGACACGAGGCCGCAAAUAUCCGAAGCAUUGGAAUCGCUGUUUCAGAGCGCGCUGCAAUCGUUCCGGUUCGCCUUGGGCCAUGACUUGGAUCCGGAGCAGCUCGAAAACAGCCGACCAAGCGUCAGGAACCACGCCAUGCCGUCGCCCUCGCUGCCGCUGCCGGCGACAAACUCGCCCGCCGCGAAGCAAAUGAGGGUGGCGACCGGCCUCAUGGCAUGCGGGCAGGCCCUCGUCACGCACAUAUUCAGGCCGUCGUGGCUGACGCUCGACGGCGAGCUCGACGACGUGCUGCGCCUCGUGGCCGAAUCGCGCCCGGACCAAGAGGCCUUCUUCCGGGCCGUCUCGCUCAACACGCUGCCCGAGGAGCAGGCGGCCAACCAGGAAAAGAGCAUCAGCAACGUCGUGCUCGAGGUGUCCGGGUCGCUCAGCAUGUGGGUGCGGGAGAGCAAGCGGCAGAGGUUCGCCUCCAUGCUGCAAGACGUGUGCCGCCAGGCAUGCGAGAGCUGGGCCCUGAUACAAAAGACGCACGAGAGGAUCUGGCCGAGCCUGACGUUUGACAUGCCCGAGGACUGGAGGGCGCUUCCGGCCCUGUCGGUGGAGACGGCCGCCGCCAACGGCGAGGCCGACGGCGCCGCUUCCGCUUCCGCUUCCGGCGGCCUCCCCGAGUGCGGCGCGCCGGUCCUGUCGGAAGCCGACGUGGCGAGGGUGGUUUGGCCGACGUUUCUUGUGGCCGAGUCGCUGUACGCCGACGAGGGCGGAGACGGCGCACUGCCCGACCUGCUGGUGCACCACGGCUACGUCAUGACGCACGCGCAGAUGGAGAGGGCCGAGACGGAGAUUUCCCAAAGGGCGGCUCGGAGGAUGAGGCGUUCGGUGUCGGCGGCCCAGGGGAGACGGCGCAGUUCGGCGGCGUUUUUGCCACAGGGCGACGCAAAGGGAUCAGGAGCCAAGUGA
Molecule: messenger RNA, 1602 nt
Organism: Ustilaginoidea virens
Lineage: Eukaryota; Fungi; Ascomycota; Sordariomycetes; Hypocreales; Clavicipitaceae
Exons: 2
Coding region: 1-1602 (533 amino acids)
Source: RefSeq, a predicted model, not a curated record